CCGGAAGUGAUUGCGAGAAAAAUAUUUUCAAUGACAAUAGAACAUGUGUUUAUGAACAUUUUAACCGUCUUUUUGCGUAAAUCAUUUACAGAGAAAUGGCUUCUCCGAACCAUAGCCCGGGUGUAGAAGGGGCGGUCAGGGUAACGGCUUCGCCAGCUGGUAAAAUACAGACGUUGGUUUUGGCUUCUAGCCUGGCCGGGCUCCGCGGUAAGAAGAGACCUGCUAACACCGCCACCUCUCCUGCUGUACUCGCCAGUGGGAACAACAGCAAGAAGAAGAAAUUUCAGCCCAUCGCAAACCCGACACAAGCACAGGUGACUGCAGUGGAGGCAGUGUCUGAGGGGAAGGCAGUGGGUGUGUCUGACGCUGUAGGUCCAGCCACAACGGAACCAGCAGCCAAACCCCUGCCCUUCAAAGACCCAAUAUUUGUGGUGAGCAGACUGGGGGGGACACUUGGGAGCUGCAGCAGGAAAAAGAACCGGACCUGGAAAAACCUGAAACAGAUUCUUGCAGUGGAACGGACUCUACCCUGGAAGAUCAAUGACCCCAAUUACUACAGCAUCGAUGCCCCUCCCUCCCUGAAGCCAGCCAAGAAAUACUCAGACAUCUCUGGACUCCCCGCGAACUACACUGACCCCCAGACCAAGCUGAGGUUCACGUCAUCUGAGGAGUUCUCCUUCCUGCGCCUGCUCCCCACUGACGCCGUCACCGGUUACCUGGCGCUCCGCAAGGCCACCUGCAUUGUACCCUGACCGCAAGGCCUGCUGGGAGAUGGGAGUUCAGCGUGUGUCUGUCAUGGCCUGGGAGGGACAUUGACCAUUAUGGGGAACAAUGUCUAGGUGUCUGAGAGACUCUCAAGGAGAGGGACCAACAGGGACUGUUACAGAGCGAGGGAUCCAAUGGAUAACUUUGGCCCCCUUUCGACAACAAGGGAAGCGCCUCUAGUGUCGAGAGACUAUCACUCCCAAUCUGGCUGACGUCAUGAUGGGGAUGUCUACACAGACAUUUUGAGCUAGCUACUGUCUACUUAGAUAUUUUGAGCUAGCUACUGUCUACACAGACUUUUUGAGCUAGCUAUUGUCUACACAGACCUUUUGAGCUAGCUACUGUCUACAGACCUUUUGAGUUGGCUACUGUCUACACAGACAUUUUGAGCUAGCUACUGUCUACACAGACAUUUUGAGCUAGCUACUGUCUACACAUCUGAGUUGGUUGUCUACAGGAAAAACAAUAGAGUGAAUAACUUGACCUUCCUAUGAUGAUUGCUCCUUGAUCUGUCUGAAAUUAUAUUUGUGUUUUUUGUGUUGCUGUAUGAUGAUAGUGUUGCUACUUGUUUUAUCUGCCCUCUGUAAGGUAACACUCAACAUAUUGUUACCUGUUUUUUAAUGUAUUUAAAAAACAAAAUACUUAUCAUCCUUACUGAACAAACUAGUUGUGCCACAUUCUGUAAUCACCUGCUGUAAUGAGAUUUGACAGCUUUGAAAGAUGACU
This is a messenger RNA of Oncorhynchus masou masou (cherry salmon), 1491 nucleotides long. Its product is annotated as INO80 complex subunit C-like. Bases 96 to 752 code for a protein of 218 amino acids. Gene Ontology annotation, biological process: chromatin remodeling. Lineage: Eukaryota; Metazoa; Chordata; Actinopteri; Salmoniformes; Salmonidae. The record is from RefSeq and is a predicted model, not a curated record. The transcript is spliced from 5 exons. Gene Ontology annotation, cellular component: Ino80 complex.